Cottoperca gobio is the source of this 3148-nucleotide messenger RNA. It is a transcript of the gene arfgap2, whose product is annotated as ADP-ribosylation factor GTPase activating protein 2. NCBI's taxonomy places the organism in Eukaryota, Metazoa, Chordata, Actinopteri, Perciformes, Bovichtidae. The record is from RefSeq and is a predicted model, not a curated record. Gene Ontology annotation, biological process: COPI coating of Golgi vesicle. The coding region runs from base 57 to 1706 and encodes 549 amino acids. The transcript has 17 exons. Gene Ontology annotation, molecular function: GTPase activator activity.
GGAAACAACGGGGAUCCGUACUGACGUCAAUUUAUGGGAAUUCUCAAAGUGGCAAGAUGGCUACGGAACCAAAUAAGACUGAGAUCCUUACCAUUUUCAAAAGAUUAAGAUCUAUUCCUACAAACAAGGUAUGUUUUGACUGCGCAGCUAAGAACCCUAGCUGGGCAAGUAUUACAUAUGGUGUAUUCUUAUGCAUCGACUGCUCUGGCAUCCACCGCUCCCUGGGAGUGCAUCUCAGCUUUAUCAGGUCCACUGAGUUAGACUCCAACUGGAACUGGUUUCAGCUUAGAUGUAUGCAGGUUGGAGGCAAUGCCAAUGCGAAUGCAUUCUUCCGCCAGCAUGGCUGCUCUACAAACGACACCAACGCCAAGUAUAAUAGUCGUGCAGCCCAGUUGUACCGGGAGAAGAUUCGACAGCAAGCAAAUGCUGCAUUGUCCAAAUAUGGCACAGAUCUAUGGAUUGACUCUUCUGUGGGAGGCACUGUGGCAGCUUCUGAGAAGAAAGAGACAGAUUUCUUUGCAGAACAUACACAGCAGACUAAUGACUGGUGCAUGGCGCCGCCCUCCGAGCCAGAGCAGAAUGGAGCCACUGUGACCCCACAGCUGACGGACAGGACGGCCAAAGGCCAGGAUGACAACCAGCCGGAGGAAGGACCCAGCAUCGACGGUCUGAGCACAUCACCCAAAGCCUCCAUUGAGGACUCCAUGCGUUUGUCAUCACAGGAAGAAUGGAUACCCAAAGAUUUAAAGACUUCCAUUAUUGGAAAAAAGAAGCCCAUGGCUGCAAAAAAAGGGCUCGGUGCAAAGAAAGGUCUCGGUGCCCAGAAGGUGAGCAGUAAGAGUUUCUCGGAUGUGGAGAAGCAGGCGCAAGUGGCCGAGAAGAUGAGAGAGGAGCAGGUUGUUGAGGCGAAGAAACAAGCCGAGGAGUCCAUUGUGGCCUCAAUGCGUUUGGCUUACAAAGAGCUGGAGAUCGACAGGAAGAUGGAGGAAAAGAAGAUUCAGAACCUGGAAGGCAAGAAGAGAGAGCAGGCUGAGAGACUGGGCAUGGGCUUCGGCAACAGGAGUGCCGUGUCUCACUCGGUGAUGUCAGAGAUGCAGGUGAUCGAGCAGGAGACUCCUGUGGGAGCCAAGUCCUCCUCUCGCUCCAAACUGGACAUGUUUGAUGAGCCGGGUUUCACUUCUGGACCCCCAAAAUAUAAGGACAACCCGUUUACAGUGGGAGACAGUUUUGGAUCCCGGUGGGAUACCGAGGGAGGAACUGCCUCCUUUACCACCUCCUGGGCUCUGGAGAAAGAGGACCCCAAAGAGGAGGUCACCAUCUCUAGUAUUCAGCCAAUUGGAGAGAGACUUCCCAGCAGAAGGAAAGCCGACGUGUCCGCUCCAGUGUCAGAGUCGAGUGAGGCCCGACAGAAAUUUGCAAAUGCAAAAGCGAUCUCUUCGGACAUGUUCUUUGGCCGGGAAAGCAGUGCAGAGUAUGAUGCAAAGAGCAGACUGGAGACCAUGUCUGGAAGCACCUCCAUCAGUUCAGCUGACCUCUUUGGGGAGGGCAAUGACCAUAAAGGGAGGGCACCAGGCUACGACAGUGUGCUCCCCUCCGGCCCGGACAUCGCACAAUUCAAACAGGGAGUGAAGACCGUAGCGGGCAAGAUGGCCGUUUUGGCCAACGGUGUCAUGAAUACAAUCCAGGAUCGCUACGGCUCCUACUGAUCAGCCCUGAGGGUUCCACACCGACCUGUGGGAAGAUGUGUUAACUGACGCCUGUGAAGAGUCAACCAGCCUGACGGAGAUGUGCAUUUGGGCGGAGUAGAUGGGACGAGAGAGAGACGGGAAGCAGAAAGGAUUGCAUGGGAAAAUAAAUCGUCCUUCUCUCCCGUCCUCUUCUAGAGACAAUUUUGCAGAAGUGAGACCAUAUUUUCUUCUCUAAUUCUCAUUAGCAGACUCUUGAGUUUUAUUUUCAUAAAGGAAACCAUCGAAGGGUGUAGUUUUUUCUAAACCAAGAGUUACGUUGUAAUUUAUGUCGAGAAUAUUUUGGUCUUAGUUUUCGAAAUGACUUAAUUCUACUAUAUUUUAUUCCUUAUACAGAAAUCAAAGUGUUGUUUUUGAUUCAUAUUAUCAAAUACUUCAGUCUUUUUAUUUUAUUGUGAUAUAAAAAAAAAAAGGUGCAGUAUAUAUUUUCAACCGUCGACAUUCAUUUGAACAGAAUUCCACAAUGUUUCCAUUCAGUGUUGGAGUCACUGGUCACGUACAGUAGUUUGUCCACAGGUUGUUGGGUUUUCAUACACAAAGCACUGACUGCAACUGUCUUGACGACGUCAGAUGAUUUGUGAGCUUGGAAUUAUGCAUUUCUGUCUGGAUGAAAGUAUCUAUUGUGGAGCAUCAGAUAUUUGAUGUCCUAGCUGCUAUGGUUAUUUAUUAUCUAUCUUUAAGACUUAGACCCGGUCGUCCAUGACCAUACCUCCUUUUCAACACACACAAGACAGUGCAGGGUAAUUGGGAACUUUUAAAUUAUAGGGGGAUUAAACCCAAACAGUCAAAGUGUGUACAGACGUCAGAUGGAACGUGAAGUCCCAGCUCAUAGAACUGACUAUGAAUCUUAUUUUUUACUACCUUGGAAAGAGUGUCACUUCGAUGUCUUGCUGGUUGAAUCUGAAGUCUGCCUCGAUGCACCUCAACUCUGAAAUGUUUUGACGUUGCUGCCUUUUCCCUCUCGCAGCAGGUUAAUCUUUUAUUUUGGAAGGCUGACGUCUUACAUUUAUCUGUUCAGUUUUAGACAUUUGACCAAUGAAAAAUAUUCCUGACAUUCAAGACAAAACGAUUCGUCUUUGGAGGAAUCCUUUCAAUGUUUCUCUUAACACUGUAUAGCUCAACAUGUUCAUGCAAUUAAUCUCAAACCCACAAGGUGAAGAUCCCCUUUAUGUUCCUGGCAGACUUGACAUUCAACAAGUUAUUAGAAGAAAUGUUUAGGUAGAGGAGACCUGGUUUGUAAUGUCAUAUUUUCCCCGAGUGUGGUCAUGGCUGUGUAUGUUCCACCCGUGAUAAAACUCUCCAAAAAGUAACAAACGUGAACUGAAAGGAUGAAACAUUCAACUAUUUAUUUGUAGACUACAAAAAGAAACUUAUUCAGAAUGUUAAUAAAGAUUUAAAACCUC